Phascolarctos cinereus (koala) is the source of this 6348-nucleotide messenger RNA. RefSeq names its product suppressor of cytokine signaling 7 (gene SOCS7). NCBI's taxonomy places the organism in Eukaryota, Metazoa, Chordata, Mammalia, Diprotodontia, Phascolarctidae. Gene Ontology annotation, cellular component: phosphatidylinositol 3-kinase complex. Gene Ontology annotation, biological process: phosphatidylinositol phosphate biosynthetic process; intracellular signal transduction. The record is from RefSeq and is a predicted model, not a curated record. Gene Ontology annotation, molecular function: 1-phosphatidylinositol-3-kinase regulator activity.
CGCUACCGGGGCCGCGGCGGGCGGGGCUCCGGCGGGGCCCAGCCUAGUCCCCAGCGGUCCCUCGCUCCGCGCCUCGCUCCCGCCUUCCCCGAUGCAGGGGGCCGAGCUCCGGGACGGCGAGGCGGCGGCGGCGGCGGCAGCGGCAGCGGCGGCCUCGUACCGCGUCCUGAGCCGCCUGCUGGGCUACGGAGAAGCGGCCUCGGAGCCGGCCCCACCGCCACUGCCGCUGCCGCCGCCGGCCCCGGGCCAUGGACCCCAUCCGCUGCCCCCGGCCCAGAGCCCGGUCCCGCCGCCGCCGCCGCCGCCCUUCCUGCCGAGGCCGGGGCCCCGGAAUUCCCGGCCGCCGCAGCUGAUGGUGUUCCGCAACGUAGGGCGGCCGCCGGAGGAGGAGGAGGCGGCGGCGGCGGCGGGACCUGGGCCGGGGCCCUCGGAGCUGCUGUGCCCCCGGCACCGUUGCACCCUGGACCCCAAGGCCCUACCGCCGGGGCUGGGGUUGGGGCUGGGCCUGGGGCUGGGGUUGGAGCGGGGCUGGGGCCCGGCGGCGGCGGCAGCGGCGGCCGCGGGGCUGGAGGCCCACCUGGCAGCGCUGGGUCUGGGGCCGGCCGGCAAGGGCCCGGGGCCCGCCGAGGGUAGCUGCCCGUGCGCCCCGCAGCUGUCCGGGCCGCAGCCCCCACCGCCCGCCGCGGCUCCGCAGGCCCGAGAGGACCCCACGGAGACGAGCGACGCGCUGCUAGUGCUGGAGGCGCUGGAGUCGGAGGCUGAGAGCCUGGAGACGAACAGCUGCUCCGAGGAGGAGCUCAGCAGCCCCGGCCGGGGGGCGGGCGGAGGAGGAGGCGGCGGCCGAUCAGCGUCUCUGCAGCCCCUGGUCCCCGAGCUGCCGCCCGCGCCCUUCCCGCUGCAGGACCUGGUGCCCCCGGGGCGGCCCUCCAGAGUGGAGCCCCCGCCGCCCCCGCAGCAGCAGCUCUCGGCGCCCCUCCGGCCGCCUCUGGGCACCUCUCGCAAAGGCUCGCUCAGAAUCCGCCUCAGUCGUCUCUUCCGCACGAAGAGUUGUAACGGGGCCUCUGCCAGCGGGGAUGCGGCCGGCAAGAGGCCUCCGGGGGAGUUGGCUGGCUCUUCUGUGAGUCUGACCGACGUGGGAGGCUCCAGGGCCCGGGAGCCAGAGGCGGGGAGGAAACCCAGGUUGACAAGAACUCAAAGUGCCUUUUCUCCGGUCUCCUUCAGCCCCUUCUUCACAGGUGAAACAGUGUCACUUGUGGACGUGGACAUUUCUCAGCGAGGUCUGACCUCUCCACAUCCUCCAACUCCCCCUCCUCCUCCACGAAGAAGCCUCAGCCUCCUAGAUGAUAUCAGUGGGACGCUGCCUACAUCUGUCCUAGUGGCUCCGAUGGGGUCUUCCCUGCAGUCCUUUCCCUUGCCUCCACCUCCUCCGCCCCAUGCCCCAGAUGCAUUUCCCCGGAUUGUACCCAUCCGAGCUACUGAAUCCCUACAUAACCAACCCACCCAGCACCUUCAAUGUCCUCUCUACCGACCUGACUCUAGCAGCUUUGCAGCUAGCCUUCGGGAAUUGGAGAAGUGUGGUUGGUAUUGGGGGCCUAUGAAUUGGGAAGAUGCUGAAAUGAAACUGAAGGGGAAGCCAGAUGGUUCCUUUCUGGUACGGGACAGCUCUGAUCCCCGAUAUAUCCUGAGCCUCAGCUUCCGAUCCCAGGGUAUCACACACCAUACCAGAAUGGAGCACUACAGAGGUACUUUCAGCCUCUGGUGUCACCCCAAGUUUGAGGACCGUUGCCAGUCAGUGGUGGAAUUUAUCAAGAGGGCCAUAAUGCACUCCAAGAAUGGGAAGUUUCUCUAUUUCUUAAGGUCAAGGGUUCCAGGACUCCCACCAACUCCAGUCCAGCUCCUCUAUCCCGUGUCCAGAUUCAGCAAUGUCAAAUCUCUCCAGCAUCUUUGCCGCUUUCGGAUCCGACAGCUUGUCCGGAUAGAUCACAUCCCAGAUCUUCCUUUGCCGAAGCCUCUGAUCUCUUACAUCAGAAAGUUCUACUACUAUGAUCCUCAAGAAGAAGUAUACCUGUCCUUGAAGGAGGCGCAGCUCAUUUCAAGACAGAAGCCGGAGGUAGAGCCCUCCACGUAGCGAGGGGCCCAAUGACAGUUGGGUUGCUGUCAGGUAUUUUGGUGGCCAAGCUCCAGUUGCAAAGAACCAAAUGAAGCUACGUGGUUGAUAAGGGAAGUGAAGAGCAAAUGGGAAGGAGGAACAGUUAGGACUUUCUGUACAAAAUGUUUGAUUGCCAUGUAAGGCACAGAAGAAGCACACAACAACAGAGUUCUUGAGGUGGGAAUGCCAACUGCCAGCUCUGAAUCCCUUGUUGGGAUCAUACAACUGGAUCAGCAGCAUGGAAAGGUGGAGAAAGUCUCAGUACUGUUUCUUUUUCAGAAGUUUUAUUUAGAUAUUUCCAUUUUCAGUAUGGAAAACAUAGACUUAAGAGCAGCUGGGGAUUGUGCCCAUUGGAUUUGAGGUGGGUUUGGGAAGGAGCUGCCCCAAUCAAUGAAAAGAAAGGGCUUACAAACAGACCCUUUAACAUUAGCUAUGGUGCUCUGCAGUGGAGAAAACAUGUCAUAAGUAAUAGGGGCCUGAGGGAGGAUGAAAUGAGGAAUUUGGAGUUCGUUAAUUAAGAGCCUUUUGUAUAAAGUGUAGGCUCCUUGGAGGAGCUGAUGAAGAAGGGCAGACAAUAUAGAACAAAACGUUAUGGGAAGGAAACUGACAAAUGGGUAUAUUAUUCGCAAUGUAUUUGAAGUCUUUUCACGCCUAUUUGAGGUCUGAGAUCUUGAAAUCGCAUGCCUCUGACAUUUAGAAGCUUUUAAAAUUUGCUCUACCUAUUUCCUGAAAUCCACGACCUCAGGGUACUUCUGUUCUUCCUUCUAAACUAGGAAGAAAUAAAUAAAUAUUUUACUUCUCCCUUCUCUCCUAUAGCAGCACAUUUUACCUUGGACAUGGUACAUCCCAUUGUUUCCACAAAGGAAAUAGUAUUUUUAUCGUUGCUUGAAUGGUUCAAACCCCCAAUUGUGGUUUCAGAUUCUUCAUGUCAGACCAUCUCCAUAAUUUAGGAUUUCCCUCCUAAUCCGUUAGCCAGUUAGAUGGAAUGAGGAUAGAGGUGAGGGACAGAACCAUCACCCCUUUUCUAGAGAUGCUGUCUCCAGAAUGCAGGAUCCUUCGACCUGAUCAGCAGAGUGUUAAAUCUCAUGCUUGAAAGUUUAUCUUCUUGUCUAAGCAUGUCAUUCAGCUUCUGGACCAGGGAGGUAGCAAGGAACCAAAUAGUGGCUUUAUUUCUAAACAUAUUAGGGUGGGUUGGGGUGGAAAGUACCUGGGUCACUGCCCUUCUUUUGAUGAAAAAUCCAAUCCAUUGCUGAUUUGGAAGCUAUUCUGUCCUAUAGCAUUGACCUUUAAGUCUUCCUGUUGAGAGGAGAAAUGCAGGGAGGCUUUUUGGAAGCUUAAACUUGUCCCAAAGGUGACCAUCACUUGACUCUGAAUGAUAAGCUUUUGAGACUGUUGUCAUGUGGAGUUGACUGAGUUGAGAUUUCGUAUUAAGAUGUAAUCUUAUAAAAUAUUCUGACCUAAGAAGGGCCACAGCAUAUGGAAGACUGUUAAUACUUUGCAAUAGGUGCUCCGAGAAAUUGUCUCCACAAUUCCCCUGUGUUUAUCUCUACUUCAUCUUAGAUGUGUUAUCAAACCAAGAUUGUGGUUUCCUCAAAGUUUGGAAUUAGGCCCUCAGUGUCUCAGUAAUUUGUAGAAAUACCUCAUCUGGAAGCAUUGACUACUGAAGGCUGAGAUGAUGGCUCUUCCUGUUAUGUGUCCCCCAUCCCAAAUGGCUAGUCUCCCAAACUAUAAAUCUUUCAAAGGAUGUAAAGACACCUGGGAGAUCUGGCCCUGAAAUCUGCUUUGCAGCAUCAACGUAGCCCACCACUCAUGUCACAAGGAACAUUUCCCUUCCGUGGCUCUUAAUGCAACACUUUCAAUGAAGAAAUAGGCUUAGCACCUGUGAACCUUGACCCUGAAGAGGAAAGUUUAGAAUUGCUUCUGGUCAUAAGAAGGCAGAUGCUUAACCCCUAUUUUCUUUGGCUGUUGCUAAUGAAAGCUUGAACUUCUGCUAUUUUCAAGGUACUAUGGGGAUUCAAAAGGAAUCUAGAACCUGAUUCCUCCGUAAGUUGAGAUAGGAAUUUGGGGAGAUACUUUGCAUUACACAAAGCAUUUAGAAAAUAGUAUGACAAUGUAGAAUCAACUGCCAAAUUAUAGUACAGAUGUGUGAUAGGAGUUAGAGGUCCCUGUGAACUAGAGGUGGGAAGUGAAGGCUUCAUAGAUGUGACACUUGACAGUCUUGAAGGUUUAGUGGGAUUGAAAUAGGCAGAAAGGGACAGAGCAGCAUGAGUAGGUGCACAGAGGUAGAAAUGAGUGUAACAUGUUGGGCAGCUCAGAACCCCAAGCCAUACUAGCUAGAUAUAUCAACUUUGACUUUUUCCUCCUUUUCAGUUCAUUGGUUUAUAGUUAGAAACCUCCAGCAUCCGUCAGCAGAUUUUCACCCUGAGAGGGAAUCUGGAGGAGGCAGACUGCUGAAUCGAGUCUUGAGGACCUACCUUCCUUUCCCUGGCAGCCUCAUAGGACCCUCUGAAGGCUGCCAAUCCCCUACCUAUUGUUCCACAGGGACAGCUAAGGAAGUACUGUGUAAUAUGGCCCUUUUCUCUGAAGGCAUUUGAAUUUCCAUGGUAUUAUUUGAAUUCUCAAAUCCUGACUCAAACUGGCCUGAAUAAUUGACAGUUCUCCCCACUUGUCUUUCUUCUCCUUGGUUGCAGGGGCAACUGCCCCUACAGCAGCCUCUUGCUGGAUGCUCAUCCCACAGCAGGGGAUGGUAGAACAGAAAAGGGCAGGAAGGGACUUGGCUAUCCUCAGGAAGUGAGUCUGGAAAUGGCAGAGAAGCAGAGUGGUAGACUAGGAUUGCCUGAGGUGACCCUGAAAAAUCAGGCCUAAGAGGUUGGAAGUAGAACAGGGAGAGGCUGUGCAGCUAUGCCAGUAAUAUAUGCCCCUCAUGCCCUCCUCCAGAUACCUUCUGAUUAGACUGACCUACCUACCUCUUCCUCAUUCACAUUAAAGUCAACGAAAAUGGCAAGUUACUCAUGAAUUCAUUCUCCCCCACUCCCAUUUUCUUUUAAGUCACAGAAACUGGAAAAGACAGAGGAUCCAUCACUUCCUAAAGGGUUGGCUUGGGCAAGUGAUGUCAGUUGCACCCUUGGGCUACUUGCAAAGUGGACUCACUGAAUUAAUCCUCUUGUCCGUUAUCUACUGUAACCUUCCGUGGGACAGGAAUAGACUUAGACUUAUGUGAGCUAGUGACAACUACUGCUAUAACUUGCUAUUACUUGAAAUUCGUAUGCUGCGAUGGGGGUGGGGAGGGUGGGACUUGUGGGGAGACACACAUCUAUGGGUGAGGACAGAUGGCUUCGAAGCUCCUGAUCAAUAAUGUUUGCCUUGGCCUUGGGACCUAGCCCUGUGCCUAAAUAUAAUGACUGGAACUCUCUGGAGCCUGAGCUGCCUCAGGGAAGGGACUUGGAAAGGGGUGGGGCCAACUCCGUUCUAUUUCUAGUAGCGCUGCUUAUAUAAACCCUUUCUCCUUAUUAAGAUUGGGAACAGUGUGGAGGUGACAGGAGCUUCCAACCCGCUCUGCUCCCAAGAAGAGAUGGGGGAGGUCAAGGCACCCAGAAGAGGUGCUGGAGAUGAGGCAAAAGGAGAGAGACACAUCCUAGGAGAAGUCCCAGCCUCUCAGGUCUUUCCUCUGGGCUCCUGGAACAGCAAAGCUUUCCUGAAGCCCUCUGCUCUCUGCAGAAAAAAUGUUUUUGUUUUCUCUUUUACCUUCCUUGUUGCCUCUAACUUCCUUUUGAGCUCUGGGGUUGAAAGGCUUGGCAAUGGUUCUAAGAGGUCUGAAAGUCUGGGUGCAUGUCUGUCUUCACUUACAGAACUGUUACCCAUCAUUUGGGGAGUUGGGAGCAUCUCUGUUGGGGGGAGAUCUGACAUAUUUGCCAAGCUUAAGAAAAUGUCCUCUGCCCCCAAGGGAGGAGCUUUGGAGUUAGACAUUUUCCCUAUGGGAAUCUUUUGGUUUGGUUUGUGGGGGGGUGGGGAGGGUCAGAGGAGGGAGAGGGUAAGUGCUUUUAUCUAUAGUCUCCAACAUAGCUGGUCUUACACUGAAUUUGUGCUAUUGCAUACAUGUAGCCAUCUUUCUUUUCACUGCAGCAGUGUUUAUCGGUAGUUCAAAGUAAUUUAUUUGCUCCUGGGGAGUAAAACUUUUUUAUUUAAAAAGAAAAAAAAAA